This is a messenger RNA of Tripterygium wilfordii, 1541 nucleotides long. Its product is annotated as probable serine/threonine-protein kinase PBL16. Lineage: Eukaryota; Viridiplantae; Streptophyta; Magnoliopsida; Celastrales; Celastraceae. The transcript is spliced from 6 exons. The record is from RefSeq and is a predicted model, not a curated record. Gene Ontology annotation, molecular function: ATP binding; protein kinase activity. The coding region runs from base 244 to 1395 and encodes 383 amino acids. Gene Ontology annotation, biological process: protein phosphorylation.
CACCUCAACACUCAACCCAUCAUUUCCAUCAAGAACUCUCUCUUUUCCUGCCCUUCUCUCACCCACAAACAACAUUCUAUCACUCUCACACCUACCCAUUUUAUGAUGUAUUUUGUUUCUCCAUCUCUCUUUUGCUCUUUCCCUUUCUCCCAAUCUGGAUUUGCUUCAUCUUUGUAAAAGAAAGAGGGGUGUUUGGUGAGCAAUUGGGUUGAGCUGGGUUUUUUUUUGUUGGUUUUUGGUGUAAUGGGAAACUGCUGGUGUAGAUGGGAGCCUUCAAUUUAUAGAGUAUCUUCCAAUGCAAAGUCAGAAUCUCCGAAGGACCAAAGCCCAUCCGCAAAACCAAGGAACAGUGAUUGUAGAUUACCAUCGAAUCCAAAAGAAGUAGAAGAUCUACGUCGUGAUUCAGCUGCAAAUCCAUUGAUUGCAUUCACUUUCGAUGAACUAAAGAUUAUCACUGGUAAUUUUAGGCAAGAUCACUUGCUGGGUGGGGGAGGAUUUGGAAGUGUUUUUAAAGGUUUCAUCACUGAUGACUUAAGGCAAGGACUUCAGCCCCUUCCAGUUGCUGUUAAGGUCCAUGAUGGUGAUAAUAGUUACCAGGGCCAUAGAGAAUGGCUGGCCGAAGUCAUAUUUCUCGGGCAGCUUUCGCAUCCAAAUUUGGUGAAGUUGAUUGGAUACUGCUGUGAGGAUGAUCACCGUGUAUUGAUAUACGAGUAUAUGGCUCGGGGUAGUGUGGAAAACAACUUAUUUUCUAGAGUAUUGCUCCCUCUUCCAUGGUCUAUCAGACUGAAGAUUGCUUUUGGUGCUGCAAAAGGACUUGCUUUUCUUCAUGAAGCUGAGAAACCGGUCAUCUAUCGUGACUUCAAGACAUCGAAUAUUUUGUUAGACCCGGAUUAUAAUGCAAAGCUCUCUGACUUUGGACUUGCAAAAGAUGGACCAGUGGGGGAUAAAUCUCAUGUUUCCACUCGGGUAAUGGGAACAUAUGGAUAUGCAGCACCUGAGUAUAUAAUGACAGGUCAUCUGACUCCCAGGAGCGAUGUAUACAGCUUUGGUGUCGUUCUUCUCGAACUUCUUACAGGAAGAAAAUCAUUAGACAAGUCAAGACCAGGCAAAGAGCAGAACCUUACGGACUGGGCUCUCCCUUUGCUGAAAGAGAAAAAGAAGGUGCUUGACAUUGUGGAUCCAAGACUAGAAGGAGAUUACCCUAUUAAAGGAGUACACAAAGCUGCAAUGCUUGCUUAUCAUUGCCUGAACAAAAAUCCAAAAGCAAGGCCUCUGAUGCGAGAUAUAGUAGAUUCCUUGGAGCCUUUGCAAGUCUCUGAUGAAGUCUCAACUGAAGAAACUGUGAUUACUGUGAUUAGUGAGGCACCAGAUGCUGCAGAAAAGAGAAAUGAAUAACACUGUUAACUGACAUUGAUUGUGGUUUCUUCUUGUAAGUGCGUGAGAUGAUAUUGUAUAGAUGAAUCAAAUGUUUUUCCUUUCCUUCUUAUACUGUUUUGUUUGUGUCGUUCAUAGAGUCCAAUGGUUCGGCUGGUUUGGGGGCA